Messenger RNA from Lycium ferocissimum, 1765 nucleotides. RefSeq lists its product as uncharacterized. The record is from RefSeq and is a predicted model, not a curated record. Bases 246 to 1568 code for a protein of 440 amino acids. Lineage: Eukaryota; Viridiplantae; Streptophyta; Magnoliopsida; Solanales; Solanaceae. The transcript has 2 exons.
CUUACCAAAUUAGAUCACAUAUAAGGAUAUUUUGACCCAUAAAUUUUAUUAAAUGAGAAGGAGAGACAAAAAUUAAACAGCAAAGGAACAAAAGUGCAAAUGACACUUAUAUGUCCAAUUUUGACUUUCCCCUUUCUCCGCAUUUCGAAAGAUGACAUUUUGUGAAGUUUUCCCUCUCAAACCGAUUUGCCCCUACUGUAUUUCCAUCACAAAAUAAAAACCUAGUACACCAUCUGUUUGCGAAAAUGCCGCAAAGAAACUCUCGAGAUCAAGAAAAACCAACACCCGCUCUCAGAAGAUCUCCGCGCUUUACUACUGCCACUGCUACUGAGAUUUCUGCUAACAAAUUCCACAAUAAACACAUUGAAGUUUCACAAAGCUCCGUAAAAUCGAGUACCAAGUUGAGAAGGUCUCCAAGAUUGAGUACUGUUGAUCCACAGAAUAAUGAUGAGGUUAAUAAUAAUAUAGAGAAAAGGGUUACUCGUAGUUCUACUCGAGAUACACCUGGUCGUAGAAUGCCAAGCUGUGAAUCCACUGACAAUUCAGUUGAGAAAAGAAAUAGGUCAAGGUUCCCUAAAAAUGCUCAGGAAACUAGCAGUCGAAAAUCUUGCGUAUCGAAAUGCACAUUAGGUGAAGUAUCGGGGUGUAGAGAGGGCGAUAAUGGGACCGGAAAGAAACAGGCACGAUUGAAGAGGAAGAGAAAUCAAGCAACAGAUGAGAUUGGUUUUGCUAAUGGGUGGACAAACGAACAAGAGUUGGCGUUGCAAAGUGCUUAUUUUGCGGCAAAGGCAACGCCUAAUUUCUGGAAGAAAGUUGCUAAGCUGGUGCCUGGAAAAUCAGCAAAGGAUUGUUUUGACAAGAUACAUUUGGAUUUCAUGACCCCACCUCAGCCUCAACCACGUUCAAGGGUUAAAAAGAUGAAUACAUCAUCACUUUCUCCUUGUGCAACUAAAUUGCUCCAGUCCACAGAGAAAAAUACAAAGAAGCGGAGAUAUAGCAAGCCGAAGAACCAUCUCUCACGCAAGGCUGUGAGACAACUAUUGCAAAAACAUACUAAUAUAGAUCGAGAUAAGGAAGCAGACUUCUUCAAUGCUCUUGAAUCAUCAACAGUUUGCCAGAACACAAGUUUUUUCACCCCGGAGCGCAACAAAGAAGGUUUGCAUUAUCUUAGAAAGUGCAUGGAGAGAUCGUCUUCAGCCGAUAAAAAGCACCUUUCCAGAUUAAGUGGUUCAUCAGGAGCAACUCUUUUCAGCCCACCAGUUCUAAAGCCAAUUAAGAACAAGGCCUUACAUGAGAGGUAUGUUGAUCAGCUACAUUGCAGGGAAGCAAAGAGAAAGGCAGCCACUUCAAGGACAGCAAAGGCCCACCAAAAUAAGAAUGAUCACAAGAAUGAGAAUGUCAUAAAAACGGAUGUGAUCAAAGCUGCGAAAAAUGCUCUAAUAUCUGAAGCCAGAGAUGCAAUCAACCAGUUUCAAAAUUUGCAGACAUGUGCUAUUAACAGUUUCAAUCAUGAUGGUGAUGAUGAUUAUGAUGAGAAUCAUAAUUGUGAUGAUGACGAGGAUGCCUGAUGAAAGGUGGAGGACCUUGACAUUUUCGCCCCAUGAUGCUGAGUCACAUUUGUGUUACUCGAUUUUCAGUAAGCUAACCCAAAUUGUAUCACAGAGCUCGUGAACCAAAUUCUCCACUUGGAGUUGGGAUUCAGUCAGUCUCAGGAACAUUUCUGUAAUAAAGCUUGUUGUGUAUAUGUGAAUCUGAGUCUCUUGAA